AUGUUAAGAAAAACACUGCUGAACAGUGAAGCAUCCACCUAUUACACCUUAAUUGGUAAUACUUCUAUAAAGAGAUAUUUUCAUACCACUAGAACGGUCUAUAACAGUUUAUCAUCCACUAAAACUUCAAAUAAUGGUCCUACGGGUGUAGUCUUUAUGAAUAUGGGUGGACCUUCGACUAUUGAAGAGACUCAUGAUUUUCUUUAUCAAUUGUUUGCAGAUUAUGAUUUAAUACCUAUUUCUAAGAAAUAUCAAGAUAGAAUAGCCAAGGUGGUUGCACAUUUUAGAACACCCAAAAUAGAACAACAGUAUCGCGAAAUCGGUGGUGGCUCUCCGAUUUUGAAAUGGUCCAAUUAUCAGGCAAAAGAAGUAUGUAAAAUUCUUGACCUUCAAAACCCACAAACUGCACCUCAUAAACCUUAUGUCGCUUUUCGUUAUGCGAAUCCUUUGACAGAUAUUACUUAUCAACAAAUGUUGGAUGAUGGGGUUAAAAGAGCUGUUGCAUUUUCACAAUAUCCACAAUUCUCGUAUUCUACAACAGGUUCAUCAUUAAAUGAAUUAUGGAGAUCAAUAAAGAAAUUGGACCCCAAUAGAUCUAUUGUUUGGUCUACUAUUGAUAGAUGGCCCACAAAUCAAGGGCUAACAGAUGCAUUUGCUACAAACAUUAGAGCUAAAUUGAAUGAAUUCCCCGUUGAAAAAAGAGAUAAAGCAAUUAUCUUAUUCUCUGCGCAUUCUUUACCUAUGGAUGUGGUAAAUCAAGGUGAUGCAUAUCCACAAGAAGUUUCUGCGACGGUGCAAAAAGUAAUGGAAACUUUAAAUUUUUCCAAUCCAUAUAGAUUGGUUUGGCAAUCACAAGUAGGUCCAAAACCUUGGUUAGGACCUCAAACUUCUGAUAUUUGUGAACAAUUAGCUUCUGAAGAUCAGCCACUUUUAUUUGUCCCAAUUGCAUUCACUUCAGAUCAUAUCGAAACUUUACAUGAAGUAGACAUUAGAAUGAUAGGUGCCUCUCCAUUUAAAGAAAAUUUGAAGAGAUGUGAAUCAUUAAAUGGUUCCAAGAUUUUUAUUGAUUCGAUUGCUCAAUUAGUGAAAGGCCAUUUAAAUAAUUCAAAUACAAAUUUAAAAAAUCCUAAAAAUCUAUUUUCUAAUCAAUUGAGAUUAGAUUUUAGAAUGGGUGAUUCAUUUGAUGGUAUUAAUGAUCCUUUAGACGUAUUUGGUGAUCAUUCUAAACAUUGA
Molecule: messenger RNA, 1233 nt
Organism: Henningerozyma blattae CBS 6284
Lineage: Eukaryota; Fungi; Ascomycota; Saccharomycetes; Saccharomycetales; Saccharomycetaceae
Gene: HEM15
Product: ferrochelatase HEM15
Exons: 1
Coding region: 1-1233 (410 amino acids)
Biological process (GO): heme biosynthetic process
Molecular function (GO): protoporphyrin ferrochelatase activity
Source: RefSeq, a predicted model, not a curated record